UAUUUCCAGUACACCCAUCUGAUCAACCAUUGCAUAUAGAACCCCCACCCCUCCAUAUAAUAACAAGAUGUCUGAAGAUCAAAUGGAAAUAGAUAGCGCACCACCACCACCACAUACACACACACAUGUGCAUGAGCACGAACACGAGCCCGAAACCGAGGGGUCGGUAGCACAACAACCUGCUGCCAAACAGAAAUUUGAGGUGAAAAAAUGGACAGCAGUGGCAUUCUGGUCCUGGGACAUUGUUGUGGAAACCUGUGCCAUUUGCAGAAACCAUUUGAUGGAACCAUGUAUUGAGUGUCAGCCCAACACCUUGAACAAGACAAAUGAAGAAUGUAUUGCUGCAUGGGGUCAAUGUAACCAUGCAUUCCACUUGCAUUGUAUUUCUCGUUGGCUUAAGUCGAGAAAUGUUUGUCCGUUGGACAACAGAGAAUGGGCGUUCCAGAAGUUUGGUAAUUGA
[Candida] anglica is the source of this 460-nucleotide messenger RNA. Lineage: Eukaryota; Fungi; Ascomycota; Pichiomycetes; Serinales; Debaryomycetaceae. The record is from the annotation of a GenBank genome assembly.